Suillus fuscotomentosus is the source of this 675-nucleotide messenger RNA. RefSeq lists its product as uncharacterized. The record is from RefSeq and is a predicted model, not a curated record. Bases 1 to 675 code for a protein of 224 amino acids. The transcript is spliced from 4 exons. NCBI's taxonomy places the organism in Eukaryota, Fungi, Basidiomycota, Agaricomycetes, Boletales, Suillaceae.
AUGGACCCAUCUUCACCCUCUUCUACGAUUACUGCCCCACCGGACUAUCAUGAAACCGCUUUGACGCUCGCCAGACUUGCUACGGAGGCUAUGACUUGCAAAUUUGCCCUCCUACAUUACGACAGCGUGUCGAAAACGAUGAUCGAAUGGUACUGGCCAGACGAUGAAGAGGGGAAAAAAGUUCCGCCGUCGAACUUCGAGAAGUACCGCGACGAACGCAAAUUCCAAUACCCGUGCUGCCUAUGCGCCUUCAGCACCAGAAGAGAGGCUUACACAGAGGCAGCAGUGUACCCUUGGAGGGAUAAGGCCACCAAUAAACUUUAUUGGAAUGCAAGAUGUACAUCUGAUACAUUGAAAAUCGACAUACACUAUCAUCGAUCGUCUCUGGUUACCUUCAUAUACCCUCUUCGAGGAGAGCACGAGAAACCGUGCCUUAUUCAACUGGAGUGGACCCGGAGGGAACAAAAAGACUUAAUGGCGAAGCUCGACUCCUCUAUUGGCGAUGGCAUUACGGCGACAGAGUUCCGCAUUCUCUUUAGACAUUGCAAGCUAUGCAAGCGAGUCGGAGCAAGACCAGUAAUGAACCACCACAUCCUGGCAUGUUCAGGAGGGGUGCAGAAGCAACGACUUAAGCAAAAGUCGAGACUAUUCGUUAUCGAUGAAACUACUAAGUAG